UGUCUAUGAGGUCAAAGUUGACUUGCUCAAAAUUUGAUACCAGUUUAAUAUUGUCUCAAGUAUCUGACUGGUUUAGCUUAGUUGGUUUUCAUCUCUGCAGGCCUUGAAUAUUAGAAAUCUUUGGGAGUCUGUGCUUUGCUUUGUUUGUAUUGUAUUGUCUAAUAAGAAAGAUUGUGAGUAAUUUUAGUUGCCUUUGUGAAGCACUAAUAUAUUGUGCAUGCUUUGUCGGCCAUCCCAGCCUCACUAUCUCUCUCUCUGAUUCAUAUCAUCCUUGUCAUUCACACAGUGGGAUCAUGCUAAUCAUUUUGCAGGGGGACAAAAUGAAUACUGGGCUUUCUUAGGUCUUUAAGAUCAUGAUUAUUUUCUAGAAAGGUGGCAACUCAGAGGAAGGAGAAGUUCACCAUGUUCAAUAAUGUACCACUCUGAACAAUCAGAACCCAAUGAUUUUUCCCAGUAAAUUUUCUUUUUCUGGAAAAGUGAAGUAUAUUCCUUGUUGGUUUCUAGAGAACUGGUUGGCUCUCUUUGAUGGCUUCCUUUUGUUUUCCAUUCUUGAUCAUCAACUUGAGGUAUGUAAGAUAAUUGCUUCCUCAUGUAGUUUGGUAUGCGUCUGUCUUUAUGAGCCUUUGCUUUGUCCUUCUUCAUGUUUCUUUGUGCCCUUGCACUAUAAAUUCUCACUAAGGAUUAUUUGGAAAUCUUCAUUGGAAGUUUUUUCUUCAGCUGGUGAUCUGUCUUGAGUGCUAGAACUAGGGUGCUUGUUUUCAGUUUCACUUUAUCUUCAUGGCCAAAAUAUCACUGGGUUUGCUAUUUAGUACUGUUGCUCUUGUUGCUGCCCUUAUGGUUUAUGAGUCUGAGGGGCUCAAUGAUGAGGGUCGAUACCUUCUAGAGAUAAAGAGUAGAAUUGUUGACGGAUUUGGCCAUCUUAGUAGUUGGAAUUCCAGUGAAUCAACACCUUGUGGAUGGAUGGGAGUGGAGUGCAGCAAAGGAUUGUAUCCGGUGGUUUUGCGUAUUGACUUGAGUUCCAUGAAUCUUUCGGGUUCUUUAUCUCCAAGCAUUGGUAGAAUGAUUCACCUGAAUUAUCUUGACAUUUCUCACAAUGAUUUGUCAGGGAGUAUACCUGAAGACAUUGGGAAUUGUUCCUAUUUGCAGGUUCUCAAUUUAAACAACAAUAAGUUUGAAGGUCAAAUUCCAAGAUUGGGUAGACUUUCUUACUUAGAAGUCUUGAAUGUGUGCAACAAUAGACUAUCAGGGCCUUUCCCAGAUGAACUUGGAAAUCUUUCUUCCCUGUCGCUACUGAUUGCAUACACUAAUAAUCUCAGUGGACCACUGCCACGUUCUAUUGGUAAUCUCAAAAAAUUGAAGAUUUUCCGGGCAGGGAACAACUCAAUAACAGGAAGCUUACCUUCGGAAAUUGGUGGAUGUGAAAGCUUGGAGUAUCUUGGUCUAGCUCAAAAUGAGCUAAGUGGAGAGAUUCCGGAAGAGAUUGGAAUGCUCGAGAAUUUGAGUAAUCUAAAUCUUUGUGAAAAUCUGCUUUCUGGUGUCAUUCCAAAGGAGCUUGGCAACUGUACAAAUUUGAAAAUGGUGGCCCUCUACAAGAACAAGCUUGAAGGAGAGAUACCAAAGGAGCUUGGUUGUCUUGUAUCUCUACAGAAGCUAUAUGUGUACAGAAAUAUGCUGAACGGGACAGUUCCAAGAGAGAUUGGUAAUCUUUCUCUCGCUACGGAGAUUGAUUUUUCUGAGAACUUGUUGUCUGGAGAGAUACCAGUUGAGCUCAGUAAGAUAUCAGGGUUGCAGUUGCUUCAUCUUUUCGAGAACCAACUCACAGGUGUUAUUCCAGAGGAGCUCACAAGCUUGACAAACCUGACAAAGCUGGACCUCUCUAUAAAUCAUCUCACUGGUUCAAUUCCAACUGGAUUUCAAUACAUGAAUGAGCUGAUCAUGCUACAGUUGUAUAACAAUAUGUUGAGUGGCAUAAUUCCUCAAGGACUUGGAGUGUAUAGCCCCCUUUGGGUGGUUGACUUAUCCGAGAACUUACUGACAGGAAGAAUUCCUCGUCACGUCUGCAGAUAUUCAAAUCUCAUUCUGUUAAACUUGGGAUCCAACAGGCUAACUGGUAAUAUUCCAGCGGGGGUCACGAGCUGCAAGUCAUUGGUGCAGCUUCGUCUAGUGGGAAACAACCUUACAGGGACUCUUCCAACUGAAAUGUGCAAAUUGGUUAACCUUUCUGCAGUUGAGUUGGAUCAGAACAAGUUCAGCGGUGCCAUUCCUCCAGCAAUUGGUAACUGCAGAACUUUGCAAAGACUGCACCUUGCAAACAACUACUUUACAUCUGAGUUGCCAAGAGAGAUUGGUAACCUCUUGCAGUUGGUGAUCUUCAAUAUAUCAUCAAAUUUGCUUUCUGGAAGGAUACCGACUGAAAUUUUCGGUUGUAAAAUGCUGCAACGGCUUGAUCUGAGCAGUAACAACUUUACAGAUGUCUUGCCAAGUGAGGUAGGAGCACUUUCUCAGUUGGAGCUUCUCAGGCUUUCCAAUAACAAUCUUUCUGGGGAUAUCCCAGUUGCACUGGGAAAGCUGUUGCGUUUGACUGAGCUACAAAUGGGUGGCAACUUGUUCUCAGGGGGUAUACCACCAGAGUUGGGUGCCCUUUUAAGUCUCCAGAUCGGAUUAAAUCUCAGUUAUAACAAUCUUUCUGGGGAGAUACCUCCUCCUCUUGGAAAUCUUAUUUUACUGGAAAUGCUUUUACUCAAUAACAAUCAUUUGACUGGUGAAAUUCCAGGUUCUUUUGAGAACCUGUCGAGUUUAGUUGACUGCAAUGUUUCAUACAAUAACUUGAUAGGAUCUAUUCCUUCUGUGCCACUCUUUCAGAAUAUGGCUGUCAGCAGCUUCAUUGGGAACAAAGGACUUUGUGGUGGCCCUCUUGGUUCUUGUCAAACAAGUUCACCCUCUUUUCCUGAAGACAUGCCAAACAGAAGAACCCGCUUAGGGAAGAUUAUUGCUAUUGUUGCAGCAGCCAUUGGUGGUGUUUCGCUUAUCUUAAUCGUAGUCAUUAUAUAUUUAAUGAGACUUCCGGUAAACAAUGUAGCAAUUUCUGUGCAAGAAAAACCACUCUCUUCUCCAGUUCUGGACGUGUACUUUUCGCCAAAGGCAGGAUUCACUUUCCAAGACUUGGUUGUGGCAACUGAAAACUUUGACGAGAGCUUUGCAAUUGGAAGGGGAGCUUCUGGAACUGUGUAUAAAGCUGUCUUGUUUCACGGUCAUACAGUUGCUGUCAAGAAGGUAAUAUCCAACAGGGAAGGAAACAAUGUGGAUGGUAGCUUUCAGGCAGAGAUUCAAACUUUAGGAAACAUCAGGCAUCGAAAUAUCGUGAAGCUGCAUGGUUUCUGCUACCACCAGGGUUCCAAUCUUCUGCUUUAUGAGUACAUGGCAAGGGGAAGCUUAGGAGAGUUGCUUCAUAGAAAAUCUUGUAACCUUGAUUGGCGAACGAGGUUCAAUAUUGCUCUUGGAGCUGCCCAAGGUCUCUCUUAUCUGCAUCAUGAUUGCAAACCUCGGAUCUUUCACCGUGAUAUAAAGUCCAACAACAUUCUCCUUGAUGAAAAGUUUGAAGCUCGUGUUGGAGACUUUGGGUUGGCAAAGGUGAUUGACAUGCCAUAUUCCAAGUCCAUGUCUGCGGUUGCAGGUUCCUAUGGAUACAUUGCUCCCGAAUAUGCAUACACCAUGAAAGUCACAGAAAAAUGUGACAUCUACAGCUAUGGUGUGGUCCUUCUGGAGUUGCUGACUGGCAAAACACCAGUUCAAUCGAUUGACGAAGGCGGUGACCUGGUAACUUGGGUAAGAAACUACAUUCUCAAGAACUCACUGUCAUCAGGAGUCCUCGAUGAUCGAUUAAAUUUUCAUGAAGACGAAGAUGAAGCUGAAGCUGAAGCUGAAGCUGAAGCUGCUGCCACUGUCUCUCACAUGCUUACAGUACUGAAAAUUGCUUUGUUGUGCACAAGCACGUCUCCUUUUGACCGCCCGACCAUGAGGGAAGUUGUUUCCAUGCUAAUUGGGUCGAACGAGAGAGUAAUAGUACAAUUUGCUAAUGCUUCUCCAAGUGAUAUUGAUACAAAUUCGUCUUGUUAAGUUGAUAUUCCGAUAUCUAAUUGUGUAGGCAUUUUAAUCAGUAUAUAUGUAUUCAUCCAUGUACAAUCAGAAACUUCCCUUAGUACCCUGUACAUACCUAAUGAUGGUUCUCAUGCAUCCCAUGAU
Molecule: messenger RNA, 4242 nt
Organism: Argentina anserina (silverweed cinquefoil)
Lineage: Eukaryota; Viridiplantae; Streptophyta; Magnoliopsida; Rosales; Rosaceae
Product: probable leucine-rich repeat receptor-like protein kinase At5g63930
Exons: 2
Coding region: 778-4116 (1112 amino acids)
Biological process (GO): protein phosphorylation
Molecular function (GO): protein kinase activity; ATP binding; protein binding
Source: RefSeq, a predicted model, not a curated record